Messenger RNA from Suncus etruscus (white-toothed pygmy shrew), 4078 nucleotides. RefSeq names its product ring finger protein 19A, RBR E3 ubiquitin protein ligase (gene RNF19A). Gene Ontology annotation, cellular component: ubiquitin ligase complex; cytoplasm. Bases 88 to 2592 code for a protein of 834 amino acids. Gene Ontology annotation, molecular function: zinc ion binding; ubiquitin protein ligase activity; ubiquitin conjugating enzyme binding. Gene Ontology annotation, biological process: positive regulation of proteasomal ubiquitin-dependent protein catabolic process; ubiquitin-dependent protein catabolic process; protein polyubiquitination. The record is from RefSeq and is a predicted model, not a curated record. Lineage: Eukaryota; Metazoa; Chordata; Mammalia; Eulipotyphla; Soricidae. The transcript is spliced from 9 exons.
AUCUAUAAUAGUCUUCUGCACAUCAAACCUUUUCAAGAAUUUCUGACGGAACCAAAUAAUCUUUUCUUACAUCAUGGCUUAAUCUGAAUGCAAGAACAAGAAGUCAGUUCUAUCUCUAAAUAUAAUGAGGGGCUGUGUAUAAGCACAGACCUUGACUCAAUUCUAAUGAACAUUUUAGACAUGAGUUUACAUCGGCAAAUGGGUUCAGAUCGAGAUCUUCAGUCCUCUGCUUCGUCCGUGAGCUUGCCUUCCGUCAAAAAGGCACCCAAGAAGAGAAGAAUUUCAAUAGGCUCCCUGUUCCGGAGGAAAAAGGAUAACAAGCGAAAAUCACGGGAGCUCAAUGGCGGGGUGGAUGGAAUCGCAAGUAUUGAAAGUAUACACUCAGAAAUGUGUACUGAUAAGAACUCCAUUUUCUCUACAAAUACCUCCUCUGACAAUGGAUUGUCUUCCAUCAGCAAACAAGUAGGAGACUUAAUAGAAUGCCCUCUGUGCCUUCUGCGGCAUUCUAAAGACAGAUUUCCAGACAUAAUGACUUGUCAUCAUAGAUCUUGUGUGGAUUGCUUACGGCAGUAUCUGAGGAUAGAAAUCUCUGAAAGUCGAGUUAACAUUAGCUGCCCAGAAUGUACUGAACGUUUUAAUCCCCAUGAUAUCCGCUUAAUUUUAAGUGAUGAUGUCUUGAUGGAAAAAUAUGAAGAGUUUAUGCUUCGAAGGUGGCUUGUGGCAGAUCCUGAUUGUAGGUGGUGUCCAGCUCCAGACUGCGGGUAUGCUGUGAUAGCGUUUGGAUGUGCGAGCUGUCCCAAAUUAACCUGUGGGCGCGAAGGCUGUGGCACUGAGUUUUGCUACCACUGUAAACAGAUUUGGCACCCCAACCAGACAUGUGAUGCCGCUCGGCAAGAGAGAGCCCAGAGUUUACGACUGCGGACUAUCCGCUCCUCAUCUAUCAGUUACAGUCAGGAAUCUGCUGCAGCAGCUGAUGAUAUAAAGCCAUGUCCUCGCUGUGCAGCUUAUAUAAUAAAGAUGAAUGAUGGGAGCUGCAAUCAUAUGACCUGUGCUGUCUGUGGUUGCGAGUUUUGUUGGUUGUGUAUGAAGGAAAUCUCAGAUUUGCAUUAUCUAAGUCCAUCAGGAUGCACUUUCUGGGGAAAGAAACCCUGGAGCAGAAAGAAGAAAAUCUUGUGGCAGCUGGGAACACUGGUUGGUGCCCCUGUGGGAAUUGCUUUGAUAGCCGGCAUUGCCAUCCCUGCGAUGAUCAUUGGCAUUCCUGUGUAUGUGGGGCGGAAGAUUCAUAAUCGAUAUGAAGGCAAGGAUAUUUCCAAGCACAAACGGAAUUUGGCCAUAGCUGGAGGCGUGACAUUGUCCGUAAUUGUAUCUCCGGUGGUAGCUGCAGUAACUGUAGGUAUUGGUGUUCCGAUUAUGUUAGCUUAUGUUUAUGGCGUUGUUCCAAUUUCUCUCUGUCGAAGUGGAGGCUGUGGAGUCUCGGCCGGCAAUGGGAAAGGAGUCAGGAUUGAAUUUGAUGAUGAAAAUGAUAUAAAUGUUGGUGGAACCAACACGGCUGUAGAUACAACUUCUGUAGCAGAAGCAAGACACAACCCGAGCAUUGGAGAGGGCAGUGUGGGUGGGCUGACCGGCAGUCUGAGCGCCAGUGGGAGCCACAUGGACCGCAUUGGAGCCAUCCGUGACAACCUGAGUGAGACAGCCAGCACCAUGGCCCUGGCUGGGGCCAGCAUCACAGGCAGCCUGUCUGGGAGUACGAUGGGGAACUGCUUCAACAGGCUGGAAGUACAAGCAGACGUACAGAAAGAACGUUCUAGUCUAAGUGGAGAAUCUGGCACCGUCAGCCUGGGAACUGUUAGUGAUAAUGCCAGCACCAAAGCUAUGGCAGGAUCCAUCCUGAAUUCCUACAUCCCACUGGACAAGGAUAGUAGCAGCAUGGAGGUGCAAGUGGACAUUGAAUCCAAGUUUAGGCACAACAGUGGGAGCAGCAGCGCAGAGGACGGCGGAGGCCCCCGCAGUCACCUGGCAGGUUCUGCUACUGGUGUGCCAGAAGGUAAAUCCAGUGCCCCCAAGUGGUCCAAAGACAUGUCGGGAAAGAAGCCCAAGAGUGGUAAACUGAGGAAGAAGAGCACCAUGAAAAUAAACGAGACACGGGAGGACAUGGACGCGCAGCUGCUAGAGCAACAGAGCAGGAACUCGAGCGAGUUUGAGGCACCGUCCCUCAGCGACAGCAUGCCCUCAGUGGCCGAGUCCCACUCCAGCCACUUCUCCGAGCUCAGCUGUUCCGACCUGGAGAGCAUGAAGACUUCCUGCAGUCACGGUUCCAGCGACUGUCACACGCGCUUUGCCACUGUCAACAUUCUCCCCGAGGUGGAGAAUGACCGUCUGGAGCACUCGCCUCACCCCUACAGCAUUUCUGCCCUCACCAAAACAGCUUCAUGCUCUGAAGGUCCGCAGCCCAGCCACAGCACCGAGGAGCCCAGCAGCCCUGGGAGGAGACCCAAGGCGGAUUUACACUUCGGUGAGGAACUUAAAGAGACCAAUAACAACCACUCCCAUCAGACAGUGGAGUUGAAAGUUGCAGUCCAGACUGACAUCUAGGCCGACACAUGCUGAAAAAUCAGUACCACCGAAUAGCCACCUUGUUUAGAGCUAGUUGAAUACGGAUGUGACAACUUCAUGUGUUUCAAGUUACCAGCAAAUGCCAGGUUACAUGACUAUAAUGCAGAUUCCUUUUCUGUGUUCAGCAGAGCAUUGUCUUUCACAUGGAUCUUAAGUUACCAUCUUAAAUUACCAUGAAAUGAAGGCUUUAAAAAGAAUUCUUCUAAGGGUAAUACAUCUUUAGAGAAGUUCUGUGUUUUGUGGUUUUUGCCGCAAAGCAUUGCUUGAAGCACAUGUAUAUUUAGAUAUAAAUUUGGCUUAAUUUAAAAUCGGUAUAAAAUACUAAUGCAGUUCUGCAGCGUGCUGGUGGCAAAAACUUGAGGCGUAGGGUGAAGUGGUUGGUGACAUUUUAUUGAAACCACUAGUGGAUACUGGGUAAAGAACCUUGCCAGGUUAUCCUCGGUAUAUGAUCCUCUUUGUAAUUUUCUAUACCUGGACAUAAAAUUCAUUUCUUCAUAUGCAAUGUGGACAUAUAAAGCUUCGCAGCCCAUUUGCUACCAUUGGGAUACUUGGAUGCUUUGAGCAAGAUUGUGGCAGUUUUUGCACAACUUUACCAUAGAAAUACCUGGUACUCCUGUGUAUCUUGUAGAAGCAAAGUAUAAAAAUAGUUAUAAGAUCCAUAAAAACUGCAGAGUAAAAUUUUAUUGGCUUAUGAGUAUUACCAAACCAAACAAAAAGAAGUCCCCUUUCCUGAAGGGGAAGUUCUGCUCCGGGACCCUCUUGGUGCCUUUGGGACUGACAGGACUUGAAGGGCCUCAAUGCUUGAGAAUGUUGCUGUAUUGUUUUCUGUAGUGUCCUCUGUAGCACCUGGGAUUAUGUAGAAAAAUACAGGAAAACCCAAGUAUGACUUAUAACAAUGCUGAGACAAAAAAGUGUUAGCCUACCAAAGACAUACUCAGGCUUUUGUGACUAUUUUGACACAACCUCAUUUUUUAAAUAAAUGCGUAUCUUUUCCAAUCAUGAACCCAGAGCUUAGUGCAGCGCUUGUACCAGGAACCCGGGAGGGUCCAGAUAGGGCUGGCUAUCUUUGCGUGCGCUUUUGUUUAUGGACCACGUUCAGCUGACGUAAGCAGAAGUUGGCCAAAAUACUGCCUGUACUGUUAAUUUCCUGUAUAAUUUUACUUACAGAAAACAGGUUAACCUCAAUGACAGCAGUGAAAAAAACGUUCCAUCUUAUGUGUUUCUUUUAAGUGUUAUCAUGAUGGUGCUACUGAGCAUUUUCUUGUAAUAAAAAGAAAAAUGCCGUGGGCUGCAGUCUCCUUAAUCACUUUUUCUCACAGGUCCGUCCAUUAAUCAGCUUAGAACACUAGGGCCAGUUAUUUUAUUUGAUGACGCUUAUUGUAUUUGUAUAUUUGUUGGCAUUCCAGUUUUGUUCAGUAGCAAGUGUGUAAACUGCAGACAUGAAAUAAAUGUAAAUACUAAUGUA